Spodoptera littoralis (African cotton leafworm) is the source of this 1757-nucleotide messenger RNA. The record is from the annotation of a GenBank genome assembly. Lineage: Eukaryota; Metazoa; Arthropoda; Insecta; Lepidoptera; Noctuidae.
ACGGCGGUAACUUUAAAAAUGUCAAUUUUACACAAUAUUUUUAAUUUUCUUAUAUUAUUUUCUUUAUUUAAAGAAAUCAGUACAGAUGAUGAUAAUAUUAUAGAUGUAAUUGUAAACGACAGUGCAAAAACUGUAUAUAACAAUACAGUUGUUCCAGCAGACGUUGAAACAUUCAGUGACCGUGACCUGGUAAAAAUAUUGAGAAAUAAUUCUCAAUUGCCGGAAAAUAUUAAGAACGAUAAACAUGAAAUAAAAGGAAAAGAGUUCCAUACUCACAGAAAAUCAAGAGAUAUUUUAAACGGCACUGUGACUUUUGGAAUAGACUGCUAUUCAUGUUAUGGAAACGAUACUUCAAGAAAGUCUACUAACUGUUUCAGCGGAGUCGCUAUCCCAUCAAAAAAAUGUGGUGAUGCUGAACACUGUUUCGUGGAACUUAAUCCGCUCUAUAUAAAAAGAGGUUGUGUAUUACCUGGAAGGGUAAAUAGAACAUUUAUAUGCAAAUGUCCUCUCUGUAACGACAAACCCUCCUUCGACAUUAGCCAUUACGAAUAUAAGAAACUCAACGAUUGGGAAUUUGAUAACGCUAGGCUUCAAGUACCUACUACUGGAAUGGAACUAAUGUGCAAAGUUUGUGAAACUAAAGGGACGAACCCAUCGUCAGACAAAAACUGUCGCUUUGGAAAAAAUGCAGACUACAUGGUAUGUGGUCGCCAUCAACUUUGCUACACAAACGUUGACGAUGAAACAGAUUUCGUGUCCAGAGGAUGCAUAGCACAACCCCUAUAUAAUUCAGUUUAUUUCUUUUGCAAUAACACUGAAUAUAAGCAAGAACUUUCCGAAAAUGAUGUAUUGAAUUCAAAGGUGGACCAUCUGCAACUUUCGAAAGCGCUAAAAGUGUAUUCUAGACCUGAUAAAAGAGAAAGGGAAGUUGGAAUGUUUGCCCAACAAAUACGAUUUAACUCUUCUGAAAGCGAGUUUGGUGACAUGAAGCGAUCAUGUAUCAUGUGCAAUAAUGUUGCGACAGAAGAUUGUAAUGAUCCUAAAAAUAAAUUAAUACCGUCGAUAAUGUGCGAACAUGACGAUGACGUGUGUUAUUCGCUGCACACGCCGUUUGGAAUAGUGGAUCGUGGAUGUUACAACGUAAAUCACAAUAUCUCUACCUACGUAUGUUCAUGCAAUCUGUGCAACUACAUAUCCAUUUCUGAGAUGCCAUUUAUGUUCUCUAAGAAGCGAGAUUGGAUCGAUAAUGUUAUUGAGCUCUCACGUACAAGGCACUUUAGAAAAUCUGUGUUUAAGGAUAUGUCUUGCUUAAGAUGCGAAGUCAAUACGACCACCAAAACAGGAGAUAUGCUCGAUAGCGCAAAUUGUUUAGAAGGAAGCAUUGGUAAUUUACCCGUGGAAGAUUGUAGAGUUGAUGAAAUUUGUGCAGUAAGGGCACUAAGAGCGGACGGCUACAUCUGGCGAGGCUGUGUCAAAGCUCCACUCUACAACUAUUGGUGGGCGGUUUGUGAUCGCGACCUCUGCAAUUACGACCCGCCUGUUAUCCUAUACGAUUUUGUAAACGUUUGAAACUCAUCACUAUAAAAAAUGCAAUUUUAAUAAUAGUAACAAUUAAAUUUAUAACAACUUAUUUAUUUUUGAACAAAACUACAUUAUAUGUAUGUAUUUGUGAUAAUAGUAUUUUUGUUUCUAUUGCUACUUGAUUGUAAAGUUAACUACGUUUACAAUAUAAUAAAGAAUUGAUGGCAUAUUUACAC